AUGGAGGGAAACCAGACGCUGAGCUUUCAGCCUUUGCCACGUUCCAUGGGUUGCAGCAACAGCCGCGAGAUUGAGAAGAUCCACGAGCAACUGGAUGCCGAAGAUGCUGCACGCAGUCCGGUGAGAACCCUCCAACGAGGGGCCAAGCCUCAGCCCGAAACCACUCCCCUUCCGGGUGAAGCAGUCGCAGGAAAGGAGGAUCCAAAAGACAAAGGAGAAGAGGCAGAGAUCUUUGAGGCUGAGGUGAAGAAAGAUGGUCCCAAGAAAGAGGAGGAUUGGGUGGAGCAGGAUCAAGUGCCCAAGAAAAAACGGAUGGAGGAAAUUGAGACUGCUCAGAUCAAGGAUCAGCUCGCGGAGGUUGGUGAUACCGUGGCGAUCGAAGAAGAUUCUAAACAAGGGAGUGAGACUGCCAAGGUUGAAGAGGAUCCAAAGCCAGAGAAGGAAAAUGAGACAGAACAGAUUGAAGAAGAGGUGCUUGCUGUGGAUUGGUUUGAGUCCGCACGCCUUGGCCAUGUUCCAACCAUGAAGCAGCACCUGAAAAAGGCCGAGGAUGACCAAGUAGAGCACUUUCUAGAUUCUGAAGCUGAGGAGCGCCAAACGGCGCUCCAUUUUACCGCGCAACGUGGUCACUUUGCGGCAUGUGAAUGGCUUCUGAGUAUGAAAGCAGAUGCCGGAGCCAUCACCAAGAAGAAGGCAACAGCGCUUCACAUGGCUGCCUCCUUUGGGCACCUGAAGGUGGUGGAGCUGCUGGUGGAUGACCCACAGCUUUGCAGCGUCGCUGCCGCCGAUCUGUGGCGCUGUACACCGCUGCACCGUGCGGCGGAGGGGGGGUUCAGUGACGUGGCGUUGGUGUUGUUGAAGAAAGCAGCGGAUCCACAGAAGGCGGACCGUGAUGGGAACUCUCCACUCCAUUUUGCUUCGACGUCAGGCUGCCAAGAAUUGGUGGAAGAGCUUCUAAAGCGCCAGGUGCCCCUGAACUUUGCGAACAACGAUGGCUUUUCUCCUCUAGACCUUUGUCUUCCAUUCCUGUGCAGCUAUGUCUUGAAGUCAGAUGAUCGGCUUGUGAAGAAGGAAAUUGUGGAUACUGACGAUCAAGAUCGUACCCCGCUUCUUGUGGCGGUGAGCAAUGGAAACAAAGAGGUCGUGAAGCGUUUGUUGGGUCAUCCACUUGGAGCAGCUCAUUUGGAGCGACAUAGCUCUUGCGGCCUGGCACCCUUGCAUGAAGCAGCGCGCUCAGGGCAACUGUCCAUGUUACAGAUGCUUCUAGAGCACAAGGCUCAUGUGGAGCACGUGGACGCACAAGGCAGUUCUGCCCUCUUUCAUGCAGCCAUGGCGAAUCAGCUUGAGGUGGCCAAUUGGCGCUGGAACGAGCGUUUCAAGGACGCCAGGGGGGAUGGGUGCACCGCUUGGUUGGCCGCCUGUGGUCAUGGCCACCGACGUUGUGCAGAACACCUGCGCAGCGCUGCUGGGGCCAAAGGCCUGAAUUUGGGAGGAAUGAAGGACCGCACAGGGCGCAAGGCGAUGAUUCUGGCCGCCAGAGGUGGACAUUUAGAGCUCUGCAAAUGGCUUUUGGACAUUGGCCUUGGGCAGGUGAGUGAACGUGACAGCUGUCAAUGGACCCCACUCCAUGCGGGGGCUGCUGAAGGACACCGUGAUUUGGUGGAGUGGCUGCUGAAGCAGGGUGCUGAUGCCAGCGCUUUGGAUGAGGACGGCCACACACCGCACAGCUUGGCACGGCGCCGAGGAUUUGCACCGGUGGAGGCGCUCCUGCGCCGCCACAUGGCACAAGUUUCUGUCCAGACUCUGGGAGUACAUAAUCAGCGCCGCUGGAAGGUUCGUGUGGAGCUGAAUCUGGCAGAGAGGACCAGCCCUCCUGACUUCAGUCCUGAGGCGUGUGGCGCCUUCUUCUUUACACCAAAGAAGACCUCCUUCCGCGCAGAUGCGCCGGUCUUUGUUCCGCGUGACAUGUCCGCAGAGUUCGAGACCCCGACGAAGGAGGCGCCCGACAGCUUUGUGGCAGUGCGAUCCAGGAUGCUGCGUAUGCGGCAGCUGCUCGAGGAUGAAUCGAAGUGCCAAGGACAUGGGCAGGGCCCAGAGCUGAAGCUCCUGAAGACCGCCAAGCGUUCUCAGGUGAAUGGCUAUGACCUGCAUGGGGCAGGUGAGUCCGCCACGUUUCCUCUGCGGCAGGAGCCCUACCAUCCAGGCUUUCAGCAGCCGCAGAAGGUGCCACUGAUCCCCGGGCCUCAGCCACCCCGUGAGGGGCCCUUGAAUCAGCUGUCACCUUUCGGCAAAGAGAGCCGAAGCCGAUAA
Messenger RNA from Durusdinium trenchii, 2310 nucleotides. NCBI's taxonomy places the organism in Eukaryota, Dinophyceae, Suessiales, Symbiodiniaceae. The record is from the annotation of a GenBank genome assembly.